Brassica napus (rape) is the source of this 7216-nucleotide messenger RNA. RefSeq lists its product as uncharacterized. The record is from RefSeq and is a predicted model, not a curated record. The coding region runs from base 5361 to 7091 and encodes 576 amino acids. Gene Ontology annotation, molecular function: cysteine-type peptidase activity. Gene Ontology annotation, biological process: proteolysis. Lineage: Eukaryota; Viridiplantae; Streptophyta; Magnoliopsida; Brassicales; Brassicaceae. The transcript is spliced from 12 exons.
GUUUUUUUUGCAGACAGUAACAGAGGAAACGUAUGAGGCUACACAGCCAUUGACUGAGAUCAUUUCAGCAAACAAUAAAAAGGUAAGCAUAGAAAUGUCUUUCAUAAGUACAACUUGAAUUUUAAAUUGUAGAAACUUCUUCAUAACUACCUCUUUUAUUUUACUGUUAUUACAGGAGGAUACGCAUGCUGUGCAUCACACACCUUCCUCUCCAUUGUCUUCACUAAUUGCACUAGUUAUUGAAGAAAAUAAGAAUGCUUUGGUAAGAAGAAAUAUUUAAAAUGUUUAUGUAAUAUUUUUCUAUUCAACUAACUCUUACCAUUUACUUUUGUCUUAUAGAGUGAGACAGAAACUGCGACCCAAUAUUUUUCUACAAGUGAAGGAGAGCAUACACAAUCAAGCAGAAAGAAUCAAGCAGAAGAAUAUCUCAAGGAUACUACAGAACCUACUACUGAGCUAGUUUCCACAGAUGUUUCGAAGACACAGCCUCUUACUCAGCAAACACAGCACCUUCAGACAAGUGAGGGAGAUCAAUCCGAUGAGACACCAUCAGAGCAGAAUCAAGCAGAAGAAUAUCUCAAGGAUACUACAGAACCUACUACUGAGCUAGUUUCCACAGAUGUUUCGAAGACACAGCCUCUUACUCCGCAAACACAGCACCUUCAGACAAGUGAGGGAGAUCAAUCCGAUGAGACACCAUCAGAGCAGAAUCAAGCAGAAGAAAAUCUCAAGGAUACUACAGAACCUACUACUGAGCUAGUUUCCACAUAUGUUUCGAAGAUGCCGCCUAUUACUCAGCAAACAGAGCAUCUUCAGACAAGUGCUAUAGAUUUUUCAGAAACAAACGAGGUAUGCAUCGAGUAUAUUUGAUCUUUAAUUAUUAUUCUAACAAUUUAAAACCGCUGAUGUUACUGAAUCUUCAUUUUUAAUAGGUUGAAGUAAGCAGGCGUAUAGCUCACUUUCAAAUAGGCGCAGAGGUUGAGAUUUUGUCUACUGAUGACGAAAUAUGGUAUCCAGGAAAGGUUGUUGAUCUUAAACUGUGUGAAGGACUAGAGGAGCUGACAGUUGAGUACACGACACUCUUCACAUACCAACAUAAUAGACUUCAGAAACUUCAGGAUACUAUCACGGCUGACAAAAUACGUCCUGCAACACCAACUAGUGACCAAAAAUCCUUUGAGAUGAUGGAUAAGGUAGAAGCCUUUUACAACAAUGGCUGGAGCAGCGGACAAAUUAGCAUGGUACUUGGUGAUAACACAUACUCGGUGUGUCUCUAUACUUCUAUGGAAACUAUUCUAUUCAAACAUUCAGAUUUGCGAAUUCAUAGAGAAUGGAAAGAUGGAGUCUGGAAGAUGGCAGAUAAGGUAAAUCAUAACUAGAAUUAUACUUCACGUGAAUUGUUUGAUAUACAUACAUUUUAGUUUCAGGAAUGGUUUCCAGAAAUUCCGAUUGCAACAAAUUUGAUAAUAUUUUGCUUGGUGUCUAUUGUUUGAUUAAAGGUGAAGCCUGAUAAGAAAAGGAAAGCUGCUGCCUCAUCACAAAAUUCAGGAAUGGAUAAUGUUUUCCUAAGAAGGAGCGAGAGGGUGACUAAACGAUCUAGAGACACAAAAACUCCAUUCAAGUCUGACAGAAAUCCGGCUUUAACUGUAAUACCUGAGAUUAUACCUGCAGUUGAUCCGUUUUCAACUCCUGCGGAACAUAAGCUUUCAAGGCUUCAAAAUUGGAUGACAUUAAAGCCCGGCAUGCAUGAAACGUCCCUAUCAAUCAAUGAUAAUAAGAUAAGGAAAUCUUUCUUUCAAAGCAUGGAAAAUGCAAAAAAGGACCUUAAGAAAGAGCACAUUGAUGGAGCCUUUGCAAUGCUAAAUUGCAGAAGAAAUGAGAAUGCUGCUUGGUUCCACAACUACAAGAUUCCAAAGGCGUGCUUCCUACCUAUGGAGUUCUUGCAUUGCUUGCUCUCUGAUGAUUUGGCUUACAAGAAAGAAAAGGUCAAAGGUAAAAAGAUUUUCAACGAUAUAUUUAAAGAUACUGUGAGAGGGAAGGUAUAUCCAGAGAAGACAUGGGGAGAAGAUGUUGAUGUUGUGUAUGGGAUUACUCUUGGAAAAAAAAGCAAUGUCUGGAUUGGGAUGGAAAUUCAUUUGAAGAAGAAAAGAAUCACAGUAUAUGAUUGUUUUCAAAAGGAAAGCAACAGCAUUGAUAUUCCUCAAGUGAAAAAGUUGGCAGGUAUGUAUAAACAAUUUGUAUUUGAUGUAUUCAACUGUUUCUUGGUUUGAAAUAUUCAACUGAUUCUAUCUUGAUAUUGAUUUUUAAAUAUGACAGUGUUGAUUACUAAUCUGCUGGUGGAAUCUUCUGGUGAUGAGGUAGAUAAAGUGAAGAUGAUUCCAUUUGAGAUUGAGCACGCACAAGGUUUACCCAAGACAAAACAUCAUUUCAACUGUGGGAUAUUUCUUGUCAAGAUUCUGGAGUGCCAGUCAUUGAAGAUAGGAGACAUGACAAAGAUUAAUGAUGACAAUGCAUUGGAGCUAAGGAGAACCUUGUCUUGUGAGAUAUUCAACCAAUUUGUGGAUGAGAGCUUUGGGAAAUGAGAAUAAUGCAUGAAAACAUUUUUUGUUUUAGUUAAGACUCGGUUUUAGUUAUGACUGUUUAUUUUGUUAUGUUGUUGGCGUCUGGUUACAUAAGAAAGAUUGGAAGGAUAUCAAGUAUUUUUUUUGGGUAUCAUAUAUCUUGGAAGGUUAAAAUAAUGUUUUUGGAUGGGUUUCCAGAAAAAAAGUUAAGUGUUUCAAAUGUAAAAAAGAAUGAAAUGAGAUUAUAUACUAAGGAUUGGACAUGUAUAUGGUAAGCUUAAAAUUGUGAUGUUUACAGACAACAAAAAUUUAGAACCACAAAGGAUCGAACCCAGAGGGAGAGAGUUUGCGUAUUUGGAUAGUGUGGGAGUUUAGCCACUAGGCCAAGAAGAAUCAUCUGUUAAUGGAUUACAUUUAAUUUUAUUUAACUCCAAACUGUAACACAAAAAAAAAUUAAAAUUGAUUUUGAAUCCACCACAUAUCGAACCCGGGGAUAGAGAGACUUUUGAGUUAUGAAAUGCCUUGGUUUAACCGCUGGUCUGAGGAGAAUCAUCUGUUAAAGAAUAUUACAUAAGCAUACUUAAACCAAUUAAUAUAGGAUAGGUUUCCAAAACAAUACAUUUCGAUUGAAAAAAGACAAAACUCUUGCCGUCUCAACACUCUCGCCGUUUCAAACUUCUCGAAUCUCACUCGUCUCCGCCUCUCGAAUCUCUCUCUCAUCUCCAUAUCUCUCGAUCUCCGACGAAAACCCAUCUCCAGAACUCUCUCUCUCUCUCGAUCUUUUACGCGAGCUCUCUCUAUUCUCCGAGAAAAACCAUUUCUAGAGCUCUAUCUCUUUAAGGUAUGUUGCAGAUUCAACCUUAUGUGUGUUUUCUUUCUGAGAGAUUGGUCUCCUGGUUUUUGCUUGUGUAUAGACUUGCUCGUUUUAACCUAAUAUGAUUGGUAGAAUUCUAGUUCAUGUGAAAGCAUGUGUAUAGACUCAGGAAGGAUUUGUAUUGUUUCAGGAAACCCUUCCUGAAAAUUGGAUUUUAAUUAAUUUAGACAAAUAAAAUUUUUCUUGUUUACGCAGGAUAGAAACAAGAUGGGAGAUCCAUUACCAUUAAGACUAGCACUGCCUGAGCUGAGGUAUCCGAUUGGAUCAGAGCCAGAGAAGACGAUAUCGAUAAACCAACACUCGAUAGUUGCUUAUAUCAAAACUGUUAAGGAAAUUCUAGGAAAUGAUGAGUUCAACAGAAUAAGAGGGACGUUUUUGGGACCGGUGAUCAAGCUUGGAGAGAGGUCUUUGAAAUUAUCAGCUAAGAUAGUGCACGCAGUUCUCACCAAAAGCAUCAAGACAGUGAAGAGACACGAAGCAUGGUUCCAUUUUGGUGCUCAGCCAAUGAGGUUCUCUAUAAGAGAAUUCCACAUGGUGACUGGUUUGAAAUGUAGUGGUGAAGCAAGAGAACCACGAGAGGAAACCGAGAAAUUUAAGUGGGACUUCCUAAAAGGGCGUACUCAUACAGUAAAGGACGUGGAGAAGCAGCUCAGAAACACAAGAGAAGAUGCUUCUGAUGAGAGAUUCUGCCUUGCAAUGCUCCUCCUGAUUGAGAGCAUACUACUACAGAAGAGCCUUCUCGACGGUGGCACAACUUUUACUUUGGAUUAUGUGAAAAUAGCGCAGGAUAUGGAUGUCUUGAUGACAUACCCAUGGGGGAGAACAGCUUAUAAUUUGCUGUUAAAAUCACUUCAGAGAGCUGUCGACAAAAGCCUCGACAAAAACAAUUAUGAUUUGCAAGGAUUCCCUAUGGCAUUUCUUAUAUGGAUACUUGAGUCAGUACCUUUGCUACAGUAUGCAUUCAGUCAAGUUGUUCCUAUUCUGAGCGUUCAACCGUCUACCCCAAUAUUUUUGUGUGAGAAGUACCUUCAAAUAGCUUCUCCACAGCUGAUAGAUGUUCUCCUAAUUGAAAUCAAAGAUCAUGUAAGUUUUUACAUUAUUUUUUUCUUGUUUCUGUUUUGCCUUAUGAUUCUCCAUUUAAAAGCUAAUUAUUUUUAUGGUUUCAGCUUAAGGUCACAUGCAUCCUACCUCCUAUUUCUAAUGAUCCAGAAGCUGAUGUUUGCAUGGAAGACGAAGCUAAUAAAGAUCUGGAUGACAUGGCCGAUUUAUCCAAGAGAGGUUAUAAGUUUAAAAUUAGAGAUUGGCGAAACAUGUCAGUAGACCUAUACGGUGCUAAUGAACAAAUAAGAAGAGCAUCUUUACUGUUUGGGAAUGGAGGGAUGAGUCAAGCUUCUUCUUCGUAUCAGGAGGAGUCUUUGGAAUCAAAGAUCAACAGAAUCAGCGAGAUGGUGGGAGAUAAUUUAAGGAUCAUGAACGAUCGUUUGUGUUUGAUUGAAAAAGACAGGAAACAGAUUAAAGAACGUGUGACAAAACUAGAGAAACUACAAAGAGUUACUUCAUAUGAAACCCCAAACAAUGAGGUAACUUUUUUUUCGGAAAUUAAAAUUAAUGUUUAUCUAGUUCUUGAUUCAGUUUUUUUUUGAGUUGUCAAGUAAUUUUGGAAGAUGUUAUACAUAUUUAGGAUUGCCUUCCUAAUUUUUGUUGUACUUGCACAGACUGACACAACUCCAUUUCAUGAGACGGCUUCCAGACAAGGUGAAGCCAAUGCAGAUCAAGCAGAUGAACAACUUAACAAUGAGGCAAGUAUAAUUUUGAAAACUGUUGGUAUUUAUAAAAUUAUGAAUUUGGUUGUACUUAAAUUAAUUUUUGGAAGUUCUUGUACGAGUUCAUAAUCCCAUUCCUGACUUCAGGAUACACGAGAGCCUAUGAAUGAGAUCACGAAAGAGACACCUGGUUCUCCAAUAGCUCAACAGAAUAUUGAGACUCCAGUCCUUACUCCAAUUCAGACGCAGCAGGAGACUCACGAGCUUAUGAAUGAGAUCAUUUCACCAAACAUUUCCGACACACAGCCAAAUACCCGAGCUCGCAGAAAUCUUUUAACAGAGCAAAAUAAGGAUGUAGAAAGCAGAGUUCAAAAUCCCUUUGAGAUCGGAGCAAAUGUGGAGAUUUCAUCACAAGAUGACAAUACUUGUCAUAAAUGGUAUCCAGGAAAUGUGUUGGCAACAUAUUUGGUUGAUGGGGUUGAGAUGGUGAAAGUUGAGUACUUCGUCCCGUCUCUGGACGAAAAGAAGAGGAAAAGGAGUGUUGAGACACGUGUAUCAAUUGACAGAAUACGUCCUCAACCACCACCUGAGAGAUCUGGAGCGAAGAAAAGUUAUGAGCUAAUGCAGGACGUGGAGGCGUUCGACAAUGGUGCCUGGUGCGCUGGAAAAGUUAAAGUCAUUUUGUUUGAUGGCUCGUGUUUUGUCUCUUUGAACAAUUCUAAAGAACAAAUUUACUUCCACCAUUCUGAGAUGCGAAAACCAAGAAAAUGGGUAGAUGGUGUUUGGGAGAUGACAAAAAAGAUGGAAGAAGAGCAGACGCAGAGUGUGAAUCCAAGUGAAGGAGAUGGUGAUAAAAAGGGGAAGGCGAAGGCUGUCGCUUGUAAGAAAAAUGAAGCAGCUGGUCCAUCAGAAGAUGGUGUUGGGAAAAUGGCAAAAGAGAUGGAAGUAAAGCAGGGUAAGAGUGUGAAACCAAGUCAAGACGAUCAUGCAAAAAAGGGGAAGCCUGAUGUUGGUAAGAAGAAGAAAGCAAAUGCUCAGCCAGUAGAUAUGCUUCCUUUUCUACAGCGAGAAGAGAAGAGGCCAAUACGACCUAGAAACCCUCCUAUACCUGUAACACCUGAGGUAAUCCUUCCAAUUGAUCCAUUUGUGACACCUGAAUUUCCUCGGUUUUCAAGGCUUGCACACUGGAUGGAUCUACGGGGCAUAUAUCGUGUACCGUUUUAUAUCAAUGGAAAAGAAAUUGAAAAAGAGUUCUUUCAAAAAAUGGACGAUGCAGAAAACAAUCUCAACAAAGAGCACAUAAAUGUUGCAUUUGAAAUGCUAAAUUGUAAGAGGGUUGAGCAAGGUGCUUGGUUCCGCAACAACAAUCUUCCAGCAGCAUGCUUUGUACCAGUCAAAUUCUUAGAAGUGGUUGGGUACGCUUAUGAAUCUGUCAGGAAGCCACAUAAGAAAAAACAAACGUUAUUGGAGGGCUGUGUAGGCGAACUUGUGAAAGGUUUAAUACAUCCAAAGAAGGUAUGGCUGGAAGAUGUUGAUGUUAUAUAUGGUGUCAUUGAAGAUAAGUUGAGCUAUCACUAUAUUGGGGUGGAGAUACAAUUGAUGGACAACACAAUCACACUCUUCCAUUGUGGUCUUCCAAAAGCAAAUAUCAAACGUGCUCUUAAUCAAAUCCAAGAACUGGCAGUGUUGAUUAGUGCCAUAAAGAUGGAACUUCUUGGUGAAGAGGUUAAUUUCGAAGAUAUCAGUCCAUUUGAAGUUAAGUUUGCAAAAGGGCUUCCAAAGACAAAAUUUCCAUACAACUGUGGUAUUUUUGUUGUGAAGAUGCUGGAAUGCAGGUCACUGGGAUUGAAGAGCAUGGCUAAUAUAAAUGAUGAAACUGCGAUGGACUUAUGAAGCAAGCUAUGUUGUGAGAUCUUCGACCAGUUUAUGGAUAAAGAUUUCCAGGAAGGUCAAAGGAAGUGAAAAUGUCAUAUUUGUUCUACUCUGUUUUCUACUCUGUUUUCUACUUUGAUAUUAAU